UAUGUCUGAUUGCGAAAAACUUACGGAUCUUCCAAGCAGCAUAUGCCACCUAAUAUCCGUUGAUUAAUUGAGCAUUAGUAACUGCUCAUCAAUAAAAACACUGCCAGAUAACCUUGGAGAUAUGAAAAGUCUAAGAUGUCUUUAUGCAUCUUAUACGGGUAUAAAACAAUUGCCUAGAUCUGUUGAAAUGCUAAGAAAUCUUGUAGCUUUGAAUGUGGGAGGUCAAAAGUUAGAGGCCAAAAGGGGUAUUUGUGGAAGAGGAGUCCAUCGGAUACAAUAUUCCUUGCCAACUAUUGUAUCCGAUUUGAGCCUUACAUACUGUAAUUUAUCCGAGGCUGAUAUUCCUAGGGAUAUUGGGAGCUUAUCCUCCUUAGCAUAUUUAGAUUUGAGUGGCAGCAGUUUCUAUUGUCUACCCUUUGGUUUUUCUAAGUUACGAUUAUUGGAGAAGUUGAGUUUGAAUGACUGUGAGAAUCUUCAAACACUCCCGUCAGUAUCAAAUUUAGAGUAUCUUGGAAGAAUUGAACAUAAAAAUUGCCAAAAUUUGGUCAAGAUUACAGAUUUAGACAACCUCCCUUCUAUAAGGUGGAUCAACAUGAUGAAUUGUAGUUCUCUGCAGAAUCCAUUCAAUGAAAACUUCUUUAGUGCACAUGCUCUAUCAUUUCCAUCUAGAAAACAUAUCUAUACGUGAGAUUCCAGAAUGGUGCAGGAAUCAAGUAACAGCUUCAUCUAUGCGUUUGACUAUACAACAACAACAACAAAAAUCCAGUAUAAUCUCACCAGUGGGGUCUGGGGAGGGUAGUGUGUACGCAGACC
This is a messenger RNA of Nicotiana tabacum (common tobacco), 813 nucleotides long. The record is from RefSeq and is a predicted model, not a curated record. NCBI's taxonomy places the organism in Eukaryota, Viridiplantae, Streptophyta, Magnoliopsida, Solanales, Solanaceae.